This is a messenger RNA of Ricinus communis (castor bean), 1685 nucleotides long. RefSeq names its product stemmadenine O-acetyltransferase. The transcript has a single exon. The record is from RefSeq and is a predicted model, not a curated record. Lineage: Eukaryota; Viridiplantae; Streptophyta; Magnoliopsida; Malpighiales; Euphorbiaceae. The coding region runs from base 91 to 1383 and encodes 430 amino acids.
UAUAGGUUUAAUGGCGAUGAAAGCAGUAAAGGGAACUUCAAGCCCCAAAUAUACUCAAACACUUCCUUUACAUAUAGAUAUUUGUGGAAAAUGAAGCUUGAAAUUGAAGUAAUCUCCAAAGAGAUAAUCAAACCAUCGUCUCCAACCCCAGAUCAUCUUCGCCAUUACAAGCUCUCUUUUCUUGAUCAAAUCUCUCCUCCUGUCUAUAACCCUUUACUUCUCUUCUAUCCAACAGACGGUAGAGUUAAAUCCAAUAAUGCCCAGAAAUACGACCAGCUUAAGCAAUCCUUAUCUCAGGUCUUAACCUAUUACUAUCCGUUAGCUGGCCGUAUCAAGGAUAAUAAUCUCGUGGACUGCAACGACGAGGGCGUUCCUUUCUUGCAGGCACAAGCGAUUGCCUGCAGACUUUCAGAUGCUGUGAAUAACCCAAUGCCAACUGAAUUCAGGAAGUUACUUCCAUUUGAAUUAGAUGAACCUCAAGAAUUUGCGUUCGGCAUCCAACUCAACAUCUUUGAUUGCGGUGGUAUUUGCAUCGCCUUUUGCCUCUCCCACAAGAUUGCAGAUGCAUUAUCAACAUUAGUUUUUCUCAAAACUUGGGCUGCCAUUACUCGUGGAGAAACUGAUGAUAUAGUAUGCCCAGAAUUCAUCUCGGCCACUCUUUUCCCUCCUAAGAAUUUAUCAGGGUUUAAUCCAGCCAUUGGUAUCACUAAAGAAAAUGUUGUCACAAAGAGGUUUGUGUUCAGGCUUUCCUCAAUAGAGUCUCUGAUAGAGAAAUAUUCUACAAGUACUACAAGCAUAGAGAAUCAACAGCAGAAAUCACCGUCACGAAUUGAGGCGUUAUCAGUUUUCAUAUGGAGUCGCUUCAUGGCUGCUACCAAAGUGGAGUCAGAGCCUGGUAGGGUAUACCUGAUGCUUCACGCUGUAAACCUGCGUACCAGGAUGAAUCCGCAAUUGCCAGAGCACUCUUUUGGGAACUAUUAUCGGGUUGCUAUAACAAUUCCAUCUUCAGAUACUGAGGAAGAAAGUUAUAACCUUGUCAGACGGAUGAGAGAUUCAAUAAGUAAAAUUGAUAAAGACUAUGUGAAGAAACUCCAAGACGGGAAUGAACACUUGCAUUUCAUCAAAGAGAGAGCUGAAAGUUUCACUAGAGGUGAAAUGGCUACUCUUAACUUUACCAGUUUGUGCAGGUUCCCUUUAUAUGAAGCUGAUUUUGGGUGGAGUAAACCUAUAUGGGCAGGUGCCCCUAGCCUAACUUUCAAGAAUCUAGUUGUUUUCAUGGACACAGUUUCUGGAGAUGGAAUAGAAGCACUGACACAUCUAAAAGAGGAAGACAUGGCCAAAUUCCAAGAGGAUCAAGAGUUGCUUCAGUUUGCUACAGGCUAACUAGUAAAGACUGUAUCCAGAGAUAUAUAAAUCUACAAGAAUCGUAGACUACUGGGCAUUAUCUGCUCAAAUUUACGAAGAUAUCAUAGGACUAAUAAUGGCUAUUUUGCUUGUAAGUGUUAUUGUAAUUAAUUAUGUUUUACUGAUGAUAUGCUCUACUUGAGCAUUAUCUAUUCCUUUCUUCCUCAAUGUUUCUUUUUUCUUCUGUAAAUUCAUGCAUCAAUGUUACAUUCAUGGGAAAUCCGAAAUAUGGAACUUCUUACUUUCACAAAGGGAAUUAAUUUUACUAAAGUUGAGUGGUG